CCCCCCGGAGCGCCUGACUGAACCGCAGCCCCAGCUUCACUCCCAGUCCCGCAGAUCUCCAUUUUCUUCUUUCUACUUAUUCCGCUUCAGAGGAGUAAAGACUUGGAAAAAUGAAUGAAGAUUACGACGUUAUCGUCCUGGGCACCGGACUCACGGAAUGCAUUUUAUCAGGCAUCAUGUCGGUGAAGGGGAAGAAGGUUCUCCACAUGGACCGCAACUCCUACUACGGAGCUGAGAGCGCCUCCAUCACGCCUCUUGACGAUCUCUACAAGCGCUUCGGCCUUCCUGGCAAACCUCCUGAGUCGAUGGGAAAACCCCGCGACUGGAACGUGGACCUCAUCCCUAAAUUCCUCAUGGCCAACGGUCAGCUGGUGCGCAUGCUGCUGAUCACAAAGGUGACUCAGUACCUGGAUUUCAAGGUGGUUGACGGCAGCUAUGUGUACAGGAAGGGCAAAGUCCAUAAAGUGCCCUCCACUGAGACUGAGGCUCUGUCAUCGAGUCUCUUGGGAUUGCUUGAGAAACGGCGCUUCAGAAACUUCCUUUUGUUUGUCACCAACUUCGACGAGAACGACCCCAAAACCAUGUGCGGCUUUGACCCACAAAAGACAAAUAUGAAGACAAUUUUCCAGUAUUUUAAACUGCAAGCGGACACCAUAGACUUCACUGGCCACUCCCUCGCCCUCUACCGUACAGACGAUUACAUGGAACAACCUUGCAUUGAAACGAUAAACAGGAUCAAGCUUUACAGUGAGUCACUGGCCAGAUAUGGCAAGAGCCCGUACCUCUACCCACUGUACGGCCUGGGAGAGCUGCCACAGGGGUUUGCCAGGUUGAGUGCUAUCUACGGAGGGACGUACAUGUUGAACAAGCCCAUUGAUGAGAUCGUGAUAGAGAAUGGGAAGGUGGUGGGAGUCAAGUCGGAGGGAGAGAUGGCCAGGUGCAAGCAGCUGAUCUGCGACCCCAGCUACAUUACGGACCGCGUCAACAAGGUGGGUCAGGUGAUCAGAGCCAUCUGCAUCUUGAAUCACCCCAUCCCCAACACCAACGACGUCAGCUCCUGCCAGAUCAUCAUCCCCCAGAAUCAGGUCAACAGGAAGCAUGACAUCUACGUUUGUAUGAUCUCCUUCGCUCACAACGUGGCAGCCAAAGGUAAAUAUAUCGCCAUUGCCAGCACCACGGUGGAGACAAACGACCCUGAGUCGGAGAUCAAGCCAGCCCUGGACCUCCUGCAGCCCAUUGAGCAGAAGUUUGUCAGCAUCAGUGACCAGUAUGUCCCCACUGACAUUGGCACAGACAGCCAGAUUUUCAUCUCCAAAUCUUACGAUGCCACGACUCACUUUGAGACCACCUGCGACGACAUCAAGGACAUCUACAAGAGGAUGACGGGCGCAGAGUUUGACUUUAACGAGAUGGAGCGCAAGAAGCAGGACACCUUCGGCGACGCCGUCGAGUAGAGGCGAGGCAUCCGCGACACUCCCGAUUAUCAAAGACAACUGAAAUCUUACAAAAAAAAAUAGAAAACCUACACAAAAAUGUACACACCAAUGGGCUCGCUGAUCAUCCGAGUAUAUGGUUUUUGCCCAUUGAGGAAGUUGAUAUAUAGAGAAAUGAUAUAGUAUUGUUGGAUAGGGUUCUGGGAGGGAGCUUUCUCAAAUUCAGAGGGAUGUUGCACUAAUACACAGUAAUAAUAACCCGACAUUCUUCUGCUUCAUCAUGCUGAGAUGAUGCAUUGUCCAAAGAUGCCAAAUCACAUGAUUCAUAAUCAAUAGUUAUCUUACAGAGUGGAUAUAUGUGUAUGCGGGAGGGAGGGAGGGGGUGGGGGUUCAGUUUUUCUGUCAUUGUAUAAAAAGCGUUUGGAAGAUAAAUAUCUAUACAUCAGUUAUUGGUCUCUACAAGUAUUUUUUUAAUGUCAGAGUGAGAGAGAGAAGUGGCUUGGCUUUGCGUCUGAAUCAUUUGAGUAACGGAGUGUUUUUGCAUAGAACGUGGCGAGCACACUCAGGUCCAGCAACAAGCAGACAUCCGUGCGAGGCGUCAGCCGUUCAAGCACGUAAAGGCUGUUUUUGUGUCUUUUCACUCAGACACACUAAAAAGCCAAGCCACAAGUCCAGCUUAAACUACCCAAACCCAACAGCUCUAGCUACAAUAACACAUAUUUUAGUUAGUGUAUCAUGCAAAGUGAUGGGAGAGCCGAGCAUUAACAGCGAGAUUAAAGGCGAGAGUGGUUGACUGUAAUUGCUUAAGAAGGACCAAAUGUGUACUGCAGCAGUAUUGAAUUGAUGAGAGCCCUGUGAUAUUGUCUAGAACAACUUUAAAAAAAAAUCCUCUUGGGCUCAAAUGAUUUCUGUACUGCAAAGUAAAAACAACUUUGUCAAAAACCAAA
Molecule: messenger RNA, 2380 nt
Organism: Plectropomus leopardus (leopard coralgrouper)
Lineage: Eukaryota; Metazoa; Chordata; Actinopteri; Perciformes; Serranidae
Product: rab GDP dissociation inhibitor beta-like
Biological process (GO): vesicle-mediated transport; small GTPase-mediated signal transduction; protein transport
Cellular component (GO): cytoplasm
Molecular function (GO): Rab GDP-dissociation inhibitor activity
Source: RefSeq, a predicted model, not a curated record